AUGUCAACACCUGAAGACGACGAUCCAUACAAUGCACGCAUAGAAAAGACUGGAUGUGCCGAAGAAAACGAGAUUCUCCAAUUAUGCUUUUACGACAAAAAAGACUGGCGGCUUUGUAAAGAAGAGAUGCAACGGUUCAGAAAAUGUUUCCAAAAUAACCAACAAAAUGCUGGAAGCAAAGCCUUGGCCCAAUCCGAAAAGAACAACAACAAACACUAG
Phycomyces blakesleeanus NRRL 1555(-) is the source of this 219-nucleotide messenger RNA. RefSeq lists its product as hypothetical. The record is from RefSeq and is a predicted model, not a curated record. NCBI's taxonomy places the organism in Eukaryota, Fungi, Mucoromycota, Mucoromycetes, Mucorales, Phycomycetaceae. The transcript has a single exon. The coding region runs from base 1 to 219 and encodes 72 amino acids. Gene Ontology annotation, biological process: mitochondrial respiratory chain complex IV assembly. Gene Ontology annotation, cellular component: mitochondrial intermembrane space.